AUGUCCUUCCACGCAAAUGGUGGGCGACGCUACGGACAUGUACCUCCAGCACAAUACGGUGCACCAACAGGUCAACCCUCGAAUAACCCGAGUCAAGGCUUGCAUAGGCAGUCUAGUUUUGACAAUGGAGAUGAUGCUGCAUUUUUUGACCCGGGUAAUAGCGGAUACCAACCUGCCCCGCCAUCAUCGGCGAGGGCUUCAAUGCCAUCAGAAGAAUUAUACAUACCAAAUAACUCAAUGAGCCCGCAAUCGCCUGGCAGAUCGUCAUUUGGAACACCUGGUAGUCCCGCUUUGUCGGGAUAUCAACAUCAAUACCAACCUCUGAAUGGAUCUCAAUCCCCCUCACUUCCCCAACAGCCUGCAUACAACCCCCAGAACUUUGCCAGGUCUCAGUCGCACUCGCAGCCUUCACAAUAUCGUCCUCAACCCUCAUAUAGCCCGAGUAUUUCCAGUCAACACCAAUAUUCGAAUUCUACAUCGUAUAAUCCUGCAGCUUAUCAGCCAUCGCAAUAUCCCACACGCGCUUCGUCUACUGCCUCUGCGUACAACAAUUACAACAAUUCCUAUGCGCAAACUCCUACCUCUACAUCGGCGUCCUAUUGGUCAUACAAUUCUUCUUCUUCAUCGCCUCCAGCUCGCGCAAGUGCUAUAUACGAAAGUUACAUGGAUUCGCCACCUUUGAGAAGUCCAAGCUAUGCUCCUCACUCGGCUACUUUACCCCCAAGACAGGCUUCAUAUAAUCCACCGCCUUCUACAACUCCAUAUCCAACUAACGGGGACAAUUUUGCUGAAGACGACUAUGAUUACAGGAGAACUACACAAAUGCCCACAUACCCGAAUUUCCCCGGUGGUGUUCUUCGAGAGAAUUCAACUGACUCCAUAUCUCAAGAAAUCCCUCCUAUUCCUCCGCCCAAACGUUCUUCGACAAAUUCUUCAAAUGCCCCCGUGAUACCUAUGCCUGCCUCUCCUGGAACCACACUACAGAGACACCCAACGCAAAGACCCUUACCUAGUGCGCCAAUGGAACAAGGUGCCGGAGAUGAAGAUGAUUGGGGUCUAGGAAUACAAGGUAAGACAGAUGAAGAACUUACCCAAGAACAAAUCUUUGCGGAUAUUGGAGAUGCCCUUGGAACUUCCCACCGGAAUGGAGACCUUCUGGAUGGUGAAUUACAUCGAUAUGACUCAAGAGCAACUACUGUUCAUUCUGGUACUGGUGUUGACCGUUUUCCUUCUACAGCUUCUACAUUACAUACCGAGGGAACUUCUUACGAUAAUUACGAAGAUGACGAAAGCGAUUUGGAAGCAGCUGCUGGCCUCGAAGCUAUGCGCAUUGCCGAAGAACAAGAAUCCCAUGGACUAGGUUCGGGGGGCUUGAGUUUUGGUGGACCAUACGAAGGACAACCAUCAUAUUACGAGGGGCAACCAUCACAUCAAUCUCAGCUACCUCAAGGGGAAAGUAGUGAUAGUGAUUACAAAGGUAUGGAUUUAGGCCUCGCUGGCGGUGGCUACGACGCACAUAUGUCUUAUGGAGAUGAUUUUGCUGGUAUGAGUACAGAACAUAGCAGUGAGAUGGAAGAUCAAAGUCGACCAUUACCGACACCGCACCAACUUAGUCGUUCUGACAGUCGCGCUCAAAGAGGUGGUUUGGGAGGGAUGGCUGACUACUCCAUGCCCGGCGAGGGUGAACUUCAUCCUUUCCCUGCUUUUGAAGAAGCCAGGGUUGAUAACUACGGUACAGGCGGUCUAGAAAGGCCAACUUCUCAUGCUCACCGGUUGAGCUUUGAUGAAGGUGAUGAGAAUUCAAUUCAAUCUCGAAUUUUAGAUUCUCGGCAAAGUGGUAGGUCUGGAAGUGAUAGCCCCCCGAGAGAUGAAAUUCCAGAUAUGUUCUACCAUCCGGGGAUGACUCCGGGAUCUUACCAACGGCCUCUUCCGGCAGUCCCUCCGAUGUCCGAAAAUAGGACACCGCAAUUACAACCAGCUGGCUCUUACCGCAAUUCGCAUGGUUAUUCACACUCCUACUCUUCCAGUGUCGACAGCGCGAGGCCGUAUCCUCCUAGUGGACCGGAAGCAUACCCACAAAAUAUACUUCAGCCGGCCCUUCAAUAUGUUCCCAGAUCAUCAUCUCUUCAUAGUCACAGCAAUACUGCACAAACAAUACCUCCCGUUCGCUCGAAAACAGAUGCCGAGGAGCGUCAAACCAGAGCAAAGGGCAAUAGACAAUCUAUGCUUCGCUCGGCUGCAGGACUAGAUGGUUAUGAUGCAUCUACUCCAGCGUCUCUAGGGACGCUUGAUCUACCCGCCUUGCCAGCCGGCCGCCGUAAGAAGUUUUCACCUGGAAGGUUAUCAACUGCCGAAUUGCGCAGGUGUACAGAGCCAUGGGCUUUGAGUGGAAUUGCAGGUUGGAUACGAGAGAUGGCUGGCGGGGAGACAGGAGAAGGCGAAUCAGAUCUCCGAGUAAAGACUAUCGAAGAUGGCCUUAUAGCCCUGUUCACCCACAUGGUACCAACCAUGAACACAGCGGAUGCAGAAACCCUUAGUGAAAAAGUCGUAAAGUCUAUGUUCGACGCUGGCAUUUUGGUGAAAGAUGAAGAGUGGGUCAAAUUUGGCCAAGGUGAAGUAUCCGGUGUAUUAUGGCAAUUGACAGGGUCAGGAUGCUAUGCGCCAAAGGUUCAUGAACAUGAAAUCGAAGGACGAUGUUAUUCACAUCAUUGUACUCGCACACUAAAGAAGAUCAACUUACAGUCCCAAACUCUGGAACCAUCUAGAAAGUCCGAGGACUGGAUCACUUUCUUUAAACUAACAAAGGAAAUCCUUGGGGGUGUAACCAAGAAAGAGAUUGAGUUACAGAAUAACCUCCAUGAGAUAGUCAUGUCGGAGGAUAUCUACAUGGAUCAGAUUAACGUGUUACGUAUAUUGUAUCGAGAUAAUCUUGCUUCGUGGCAACCUCCCAUCAUCGCAAAAACGAAGAUCACAAAAUUUGUUGCUUCUGUUUUCGGGAAAGUCGAAGCCAUUAAAGAUGUUAAUGAAAAUCAUCUACUUGCACAAUUAAAGUACAGACAAAAAGAGCAAGGACCUUGGGUGACGGGCUUCAGCGACAUUUUCAGAGAAUGGAUAAGGAAGGCCAAGUCCGCAUAUAUCGAAUAUGCUGCUGGGUUCCCAUACGCCACUUAUCUGGUUCGAAGAGAAGCAGACAGAAAUAUUCUUUUCCGCCAAUUUCUAGACCAAGCUCGAGACAACAAGCUCUCUGGUCGUCUAGACUGGAAUACAUAUUUGAAAGCCCCGAUCACAAGAUUGCAGCGCUACGGUCUCCUCCUUGGUACUGUUCUCAAAAAUAUGACCAAAGAUAGCGACGAGAAAGCAACUCUAGCGAUAGCCAUUGAAGAAAUCAAGGCAGUCACCCUAGAGUGUGAUGCUAAGGUUGAGGAACAGAGUAGAAAAGUUGAUAUGAUUGAGCUCCAGUCGAAGCUCUAUCUUCGCCCUGGCAUGGAGCGUGUCGAGCUCAAUCUGGAUCAUCUAGGCCGUGAGCUCCUUCAUAGAGGAGAUCUGCAGCGUGCAGGUAAUAAUCGAUUCACCUGGUUGGAAACUCAUGCUAUCCUCUUUGAUCAUUACUUUGUCUUAGCCAAGAGUGUUAUUCAACGAGAUGCCAAUGGUUUGCGGAAGAAGGAAGUUUAUGAUGUAUCAAAACUUCCGAUUCCAAUGCAGCUUUUAGUUCUCGAGAGCAGUGACGAUGAUCCAGUACAGAAAUCCGCUGUGAAGGGUAUUGGUGCUGUCACGACAACUGUCGCCAAGACUACUCCAGCAAACGCUGCCGAAGCAAGGUUAAUGCGUACUGCCACGAAUGCUACUAGCGGACUUGAGCGAAUGCAAACAUUGGAGCACACAAACUCUAAUAAUUCAGUCUCAACUACAGCUUCCGUGACAAGACUUAAUUCGAAUAAUAUGAAUGACAACGAUGCAAAGGUCAUGUAUCCAUUCCGUAUCAAGCAUCUGGGCAAAGCCGAAGUUUAUACUCUAUAUGCUCCAUCGGCCGCAAAUCGAGACAAGUGGUGUGAUAAAAUAAUCGAAGCGAAAACUCGUUAUGCAGCGGCUCUUUUUGCGCAAAAUGCUGAGCCUUUCCGUCUUAAAGUUGUUGCUGAUAGUGCUUUUGCUUAUGACAACUCAACGAUCUAUCAGCAAAGGGCUCUCAUUUCUAUUUCUGGUACGCCACUAGAUAGAGCUGUCAGGGACAUGGAACACAGUUAUGGAUCAAAACCUCGGCCGUCUCCGGUAUGCAGAGCUCAAGUAAACUGCGCAGUAUCGUUUAUGUCAUAUGGGAAACUUUUGAUUGCAAUUGGAACGGAUUACGGGGUUUAUAUCUCUGAGGCAUCAAAUCCUCGAGGAUGGACUAUUCAAAUGCCCAAAGUUACACAAAUCGCCGUUCUCGAAGAUUUCUCCCUGUGCAUCAUCAUUGCCGACAAAUCUUUGGUUGCAUAUCAUCUCGACGUAAUCAUUCCUGCUUCAAACUUUCCUGGGACCAAUACAGACUCAUCUCGACGAGCACCUCAAAAGCUCUCCGGUGCUCGCGACGUAUCAUUCUUCGCUACAGCUCGUAUGAAAGAAAGAACCCUAGUCUUCUACAAGAAAAAGGAGAGUCUUCACUCCGUCUUCAAAGUUCUAGAGCCAGUUGUUCAAAAAUCCUCGGAGAAAAAGUCGCGUCUUUUUGGUAAACGUUUCGGUGGUAAUACUGAAUUUUUCCGUGAAUUCGACGAAUUCUAUAUUCCAACCGAAUGUUUCACCAUCAAUCUCUUCCAAUCUUACAUUGCCAUCUCGACUCAAAAAGGAUUUGAACUCUUGACCCUCGACAAAAAAGUACCAAUGAGUAUCCCAGAUACCAAAAAUCAAAAUAUAGCAUCCAUAGCCGCUCGACUCCAAGGUCAAAGACCUCUAGGUAUGUUCAGGCUUUCUGAUGCUGAGUUCCUUCUAUGUUAUGCGGAAUGUGGUGUCUAUGUCGAUAAACAUGGCGAAGUAUCUCGAUCCGUCAUCAUGGAAUUCGUAGGAAGAGCUAAAACGGCAGCUAUGUAUGGUGCCUACUUGGUACUCUUCGAUAGCGAUUUUGUCGAAGUGAGGAAUGCAGAGAAUGGUAGAUUGAGACAAGUUAUUGCGGGUAGUGAUGUAAGAUGUCUUGAUGCGGGUACAAACCCUCAGGGAGCAGGCGCAAAUUCUAUGGCUACUAUGAAUCCGAUGGGUGGCGCGGGAGGGGCUAUGAAUAGGACGUUGAAGUUGGCAAUGGCACAUCCGGAAAUUGUGGGGAACCAGAUCGUGUUGGAGAUGGUGCUUAAUGAGGGGCAUAUGGAAUAG
This is a messenger RNA of Botrytis sinoallii, 5337 nucleotides long. RefSeq lists its product as uncharacterized. The record is from RefSeq and is a predicted model, not a curated record. NCBI's taxonomy places the organism in Eukaryota, Fungi, Ascomycota, Leotiomycetes, Helotiales, Sclerotiniaceae. Bases 1 to 5337 code for a protein of 1778 amino acids. The transcript has 3 exons. Gene Ontology annotation, molecular function: guanyl-nucleotide exchange factor activity.